GGUCGAGGCAGUUUUCAGUGAAACAGGAGAUAUUUCCCAACACCAGACUGUCUGGGUUCAGACAUGAUGGCUGCUUUCUUCAUCUUGCAAACUCUGUUUGUCAUGACGAGCGUCCUCACAACGAUACGUGGUGCGGAUGUGUGUUAUGGUGACCUCGGCUGUUUCACCACGGACUACCCCUGGUCAGGCAGUCUGCAGAGACCGAUAGCAUCGCUCCCUCGGGCGCCGGAGGAACUGCAGAUUAAGUUCAUCCUGCGGACUCGUGGCGGCCCGGCUGACGGGCAGAUCGUGCGGCCCGGGGACAGGACGUCGCUUCUAGCCUCCAACUUCGACGGAAGCCGGCCCACCAAGUUCAUCAGCCACGGCUUCAUCGAGAACGGCUUCGUCAGCUGGAUCACGGACAUGUCGCAGGCGUUCCUCCGGGCGGAAGACUGUAACGUGUUCGGUGUGGACUGGGGCAGUGGCGGGGGGUCCAUGCUGCCGUACACACAGGCCACUGCCAACACUCAGCUGGUCGGGGCAACCAUCGCGCAGUUCAUCAACCUGCUCAUGCAAGAGACUGGAGCUUCUCUCAACUCCUUCCACCUGGUUGGUCACAGCCUUGGGUCACAUAUUAUGGGAUAUGCUGGAGAGAGACUUCCUGGUGUUGGCAGAAUUACGGGACUGGACCCAGCCGAGCCGUACUUCCAAGGCACAGAUCCCAUCGUCCGUCUGGACCCGACUGACGCUCAGCUUGUUGACGUCAUCCAUAGUGACGGAGGGUUCUUCUUCACAUCCUUGGGUCUCGGGAUGUAUGACCCCGUCGGCCAUCUUGAUUUUUACCCUAACGGUGGGAUCGAAAUGCCCGGAUGUGACCAGGGUCUCUUUGAUUUCAUUGCUCUCAACGGUGGGAUUUACGAAGGGGGCCGAGAGUUUGUCGCCUGUAACCACUUGAAGGCGAUCGAGUACUUUGACGAUUCCAUCGGUACCACGUGCCCUAUGAUGGGGUAUCCAUGCCGGGAUAACGACAGGUUCCAAGAUGGCCACUGUAUGGACUGUGGCAGCCAGGGGUGUGCCCAGAUGGGUUACCAUGCCGACCGGUACGCCCCACCUGCAGGGGUCACUAACCUCAAGUACUACCUCAACACGGCUGAACGGUCACCGCACUGUGUGUACCACUACCAGAUCAAGUUGACCCUGGGAACGAGCUCCUCUGCAGACGACAUGGACGGAACGCCGGAAAUCUCCAUCAUCACAGAGAGCGGCUCGAACACAGGGUACCACAGCAUGACUAGUGGUUCCAUCAGGCUCCAGGCAGGAAACACCUACCAGUACCUCCUGACCAGCCCCAGCGACUUCGGGACCAUCCGUGAGGUCCGGUUCAGGUGGGAUUACAACUGGUCCCUCCUCAACCCCGGCUCAUGGCCCGUGUGGUUCACCCCCAAGAUCUGGGUGGACAAGGUGCAGGUCGUGUCGGGAGAAUCGCAGCAGAGGAGGACCUUCUGUGGGUUCAACUCGGAACUGACUGAAAACGUUGUUAUGGGCCUGCCGUCCUGCUAGAGUCAACACCAUAACAACACCACGUGACCCGGGGUCAACAAGACCAGGGUUCUGUCUGCUACAGGAACGAUAAGCUACUGCCUGCUUCCAGUAAAGUCUAUAUAUCCUGCAACCAGUCGCUCCGAACAAAUUAAACGAAAAAUAAAUAGA
This is a messenger RNA of Branchiostoma belcheri (Belcher's lancelet), 1689 nucleotides long. Its product is annotated as pancreatic triacylglycerol lipase-like. Gene Ontology annotation, biological process: lipid metabolic process. The coding region runs from base 64 to 1539 and encodes 491 amino acids. The transcript has 12 exons. Gene Ontology annotation, molecular function: triacylglycerol lipase activity; protein binding. The record is from RefSeq and is a predicted model, not a curated record. Lineage: Eukaryota; Metazoa; Chordata; Leptocardii; Amphioxiformes; Branchiostomatidae.